This is a messenger RNA of Syngnathus acus (greater pipefish), 2342 nucleotides long. Its product is annotated as chondroitin sulfate proteoglycan 5-like. NCBI's taxonomy places the organism in Eukaryota, Metazoa, Chordata, Actinopteri, Syngnathiformes, Syngnathidae. The record is from RefSeq and is a predicted model, not a curated record. Bases 186 to 1775 code for a protein of 529 amino acids. The transcript has 6 exons. Gene Ontology annotation, biological process: nervous system development.
UGCCUCUCUCUCACUCUCUCUCUCACUUCUCUCCUCUCUCUGCUUGUCGUCUUCUUUCAUUCCCGCCACUGUUAGCGAGCCCAGCCGGAGCGGACCGAGCGAGCGAAGUCCCUGAACGCAUCACCGCGCGCGGCUGGAGGAGAUGGAGCCGUGAGCCAAACUGAGCCGAGCCAAACCGAGGGGCGAUGCUGCUGAAUGAAGAAGGCUCCUCUUCCUCUUCUUUUUCGUCUUCUUCACGCGCACGUUCCUGUGCUGUGGACUGCGCGUGCACGCCGAGCAUGGAGACCAGCUCGUGCACGGGAAGCUGCCGCCGACGCACGCGGAUGGCGCGCGCACUCUUUUCGCUGCUGCUGUUGCACUUCAUCUCCGUGCACGGAGUCGUCACGGCGACCAACACCACCGAGCUGGCCGCCUCCCCAAACGGGACCGUCCCGCUGAGCGAGCAGGAGGGUCCCACCGAUGUCAGCCGUGCCGUCACCAUGGGAAGUGGUUCCGUCAACACUGUGACACCCAGGGUGGGCCGCGUGGCCCGCGGCAGCGGUGAGGAGGAGGAGCUAAGCAGCGGCAUGUUAGCGCCGGAAGUAGGCGGUACACCCUCGCCAUCUCAGAUCAGCCUGGAUUCGGCGGAGACGGAGCUGCUGUUACCCGGCAACCGUCUGCCAGCCGACGUCGUGGAGGAGGAGCCUCUGGCGCGUACCGAUCCGCCGUGGAUCAACGUCAGAGACACGGCCGUGUUCGACCUGGACCGACCGUCCGCCGGCGCCCCUCCGGCGACCAACGCCGACGUCCUCCACGUGGACUUUUUCGAUCCCGCCUCCCGUGGACGUAACCUAGACUUGGCCCCGCGACCCACCUCCUCGCUGGCUCACGAGCUCCAGGGCGGCGACCCGACGUCCUGGGCCAUGCCUGACAGCUACGACUACCUGACCCCGUACGAGGACGGGGUGUCCCCCACCGCCGACGAGUACCCCGACACCACCACCGAAAACGGCGACUCCCCGGCUCGACCCAAGUCGGCGGGUCCCGCGCCUUACCUCCCGAACGGCCCCCGGCGCGCCACCCCUGCGGACGGCUCCGACGGGAUGGGCGGCUGUCGCCCGGGCUACCAGAUGGUCAAUGCUACUUGUCGCUCCCCAUGUGACUUUGACCCCAACUUCUGCUAUAAUGGAGGGCAAUGUUACUUACUCGAAGACGCCGGAACAUUCUGCAGGUGCAACGUUCAAGACUACAUCUGGCACAAAGGUGCCCGCUGCGAGGCGGUGGUGACGGAGUUCCAGGUGAUGUGUUUGGCGGUCGGUGCGUCGGCCGUGGUGGUCCUGCUGCUUUUUAUGAUGGUGGUCUGCUUCGCCAAGAAGCUCCACGUACUCAAGACUGAAAAUAAGAAGCUGCGCAGACGCAGUAAGUACCGGCCCACGUCGGAGGCUCACAAUGAUAAUUUCUCGCUGUCCACCAUCGCUGAGGGCUCCCACCCAAACGUAAGGAAACUGUGCGACACCCCUCCUAACGCCCCCCAUGCCCGUGCAUUGGCUUACUAUGAUAACAUUAUCUGUCAGAAAACCAUGAGCAGAUAUACGUGGGAGUGUAAGACCAAAGAGGAGUCCGACUGCGAGGAUGAUCCUAAUUCCCAGAACAAGCUGGAGGAGCCAGUGAAGGCCCCGCCCAAGGAAGACGACGCCCUCAACAUCCACAACGCGCUGACGCCCAAACACGACAACCACAAGCUGCUGGGCGACGACGACUCGGAGGUCAACUCUCUGCAGAACAACAUGAUGUGAAAAAUACACUUUUUCCACCAUCGAGCCCCCCCCCCACCCAAACGCCCCCACCGCCGUGCCGCCCUCCAAGGGUCCAUCGAGCGGCUACGCUGACACUGCCGUCCAGCCCCGCCCCUUUCCUCUUGCCCCGUUAUCAUCACUUCACUACCUUCCUGUGGUCACUUGACUGCCCCUUACCUCUUUCACUGCACACAUGUAAACACACACUCACACACACACACACACACACACAUGCACAUACAGACACGCACACAAGCACGCACACUUUCCUGCCUGCAUCGUUGUAUUUUGUAAAAAUAUUUCCAGAAUUCCAGCGUGUGUAAACGUGGUCAAAAGAAAAAGCUACUGAAAGGUUUUGAUGUUUGUUGACUAAUCCAGUAAGUGUUUCUAAAUAUUGCAAACAAAUCAGAUCGAUGGAUCGACUUCAAACACGACGUGUCUUGUUUUCUUUGGUGUAAUUUCUAAUCCUUUGAUGUACUUUUACUGUUUUAAUUUUCUACUCUUUCAACCAACGAGAACAACAAACGCAAUUCCGACACUUGUUGAAAUAAAACCUUUUUAACAUGA